UAUUUUGUAAUUUUCAGAGAAGUCCACAUUGAGGUAGAUGUACAUCAGUUUACACAAUACAAAACCUUUAGGUAUGUGUUACUCUAAAAAGAAAGAUGUCUGCAUUUGUGAUUUCAAAACUGCAAUGAAGAGCCAUUAAAUCAAAAUAUUUGACCAACCCUUGUUUGGCUGCGUCAACACCACCGAUGGAACCAAAGUGGUCUCGGGAGGGCUCUGCUGACAGCGACGAAGAAUGGGGUUUGAGGCGAUCCCAGAGAGGGAGGGACUCCACUCCCAUAGACAGUCACGGAUCCGAGGGCGUCCUUGAGCCGGUUGUUAAAGAGGAGAUAAAGAUUGAAGUCCCUUCACCAGGGAUUGAGCGGCCGUCGUCUCCCUGGGUGUCGGACGACGACCCUUUGUCGGACAAAGCUCUGCAGUCUCUGGCGAGGGAGCAGAAGCUGCGGAGUCGGUCGCCGUCACCGUCUGAAGACUUCAUCGGGUUCACGGAGUUGGACCGGGACAAUGCCUGGUUCAUCUCCAAUGUAAAAAAGAAUCUGUUACCGGACUGUUCGCCGGACAAUCAAGACUCUACAGAAGUGUUCGCUGAAGGGAUGUUCAUCAAGAGUCAACGUCUCGUCAUAAACUACCGGGACGUGGAUGGUCUCGAUGAUGGUAACAUAUUUUGUGACGUGUGCUGCCGUGAUUGGGACGGUGAAUGUCGUGUCCAUGGGCCGCUGAAGGUCAUACCCGAUACCAAGGCACGACCCGGUAUCGGAGAUGCCGAAAGGGACCUCAAGACGCUGCCGCCUUCUCUCAGCUCUGGUCAGUCGAGCAACCCGGCAUCUGGCACUGGAGUAUUUGCGGAGGAUGAGCUGCCGGUGCGCCAAAGACUCGGUCCUUACGAUGGCAUCUUGACCACGGAGCAGGGUCAGGCCCGAACCACUGGGUACAGCUGGCAGAUCAAGAAGGGUCAACGCGUGCAUCACUCUGUGAAUGCCGAGGACCCGAGCUGCAGCAACUGGCUCAGAAGGGUCAACUGUGCCCGCUCGGAGGAAGAACAAAACCUGGUGGCCUUCCAGUACCGGGGUCAGAUAUACUUCAGGACGUCAAAGCCCGUUCAGAGGGGCUCAGAGCUGCUGGUUUACUACGGAGACGACGCGGCCCGGGAGCUGACCGUCCACUCGGAGACGUCUGGGGAGUCUGUGACUUCCUCUCCGGCCGGACCGUCAUCCUCAGGUAUCGGAGGCGCCCUUCACUGUCCCCACUGCAACUUGAGAUGUAUGGGACAACAAGGCUUGGACAGACAGGCGAAGAGAUGUGUCGAUCACGUCGGCAGAAACGGCAGCUUCAAGUGCGAGUGGUGUCAGUACUCGACCAACAAAGUCGCCAAUACUAAACACCACCGUAGAAAUCAUGCUGGACAGCGGCCGUACGGCUGCUCCAUCUGCCAGGCACGGUUUGCUGAACGGUCAAACCUCGCCAGACACAUGCGGACCCACACGGUGGAGCGGUCGUACGGCUGCUCCAUCUGCCAGGCUCGAUUUGCUCGACCGUCAGCCCUCAUCACACACAUGCGGACCCACACGGGGGAGCGGCCGUAUGGCUGUUCCAUCUGUCAGGCGCGGUUCACUGUUCGGUCAAACCUCACUAAACACAUGCGAACCCACACGGGGGUGCGGCCUUAUGGCUGCUCACACUGCCAAGCCCGAUUCACUGUUCGGACAAGCCUCGCUAUACACAUGCGGACCCACACUGGGGAGCGGCCAUACGGCUGUUCCAUCUGCAUGGCACGGUUCGCUGAGCGGGGAAAACUCACCAGACACAUGCGGACCCACACGGGGGAGCGGCCGUAUGGCUGUUCCAUCUGCCAGGCACGGUUCACUCGACGUACACACCUCACCAAACACCUGCGGAGCCAUAAGGUGGAGCGGCGCAGCAAUUUUCAAUAACAGAUCAUCUUUAACCCGCGCAGUGCGCACCGACGGGGGGCGGUUAUCCAAAGUCAAAGUCAAAGUCAAAGUCAAAGUAAUUUAUUAAAGACACGUCCACGAUGUGGUUAUUAUAGUGUCCAGUCAAUGGAACAUAAUACAGCAUUAAAAUUGACACCCACCGCUCAGGUACACAUAUAUGCAUUUUAUCAUGACACGUAAGCUGCGAAUAGCUGAGGAUGAAUGCGAUGAAGGGUAAAAAGUUGAGUUUAGAGUGCUGCGCAAAUAAAGUUAACAGCGUGGAAAUAUAUAAAAGUGAUUCACUGACGAGGGGCACGCGACAAAGGUCUGGUAAAGGCAGCGCGGCUAGGCGCUUGUCUUGUCUGUGAAUCCAAUUUGUUCCAUGCACUGGCAGCCCGGUAACAAAAACUGUGCUGAGACCGAGCGAGGCGUCGCUUUGGCAGCUCUAGAAGUCCCGCCGUUACCGCUCGCGUCAUCCGCUCGGACACACUCCCUCGAGGGACAAACAUUGCACGGAGCGACUCGGGACAGACCGUGGAGUUAAGCGCUCUGUACACGUGCAUACAGUCAUGAUCCCUCACCCAGUCGUGCACUCUGCCCCAUCCUAGUGAUUCAAGGGCUGGUGCGAUGUGCUCGUGGCGUCGUACACCAGUGACCAAUCUCGCUGCGAAAUUUAUACAUUUCUGGAUACGGUGCAUGUGGACCUUGGCAGCUCCUCCCCAAACGGAUAGGCAGUAUUGGAUGUGGGGAAAUAUGUGAUGCUGGACGAGGAGUUUCAGGAUGUCUCUGGAAAGAAAGUGACGGAUUUUGUGUAGGGAUGCUGUGAUGUGAUUGCAUCUCUGCACAACCAUGGAAAUGUGGGAUUCCCAUGAGAGGCACUGGUCGAGAACAACGCCCAGAACUGUAACGGUCGGACUGGGGGUGAUUUUUGAGCCAGAGAAGUCGAUAUGGAAGUUGGCUGUCUUUUUUAUGGAAUCUCUGGUACCAAGCAAGAUGAAGUGAGUUUUGUCAGCAUUCAUUUUGAAACUGUUCGCAGAGAACCAAUUUUUAAGCUCGUUCAGGGAAACCUCGACCCGUGCCUUCAGAGCAGAUAAUCCGGUUAUCCGCCCCCCCCCCC
Molecule: messenger RNA, 3045 nt
Organism: Amphibalanus amphitrite
Lineage: Eukaryota; Metazoa; Arthropoda; Thecostraca; Balanomorpha; Balanidae
Product: histone-lysine N-methyltransferase PRDM9-like
Exons: 11
Coding region: 186-1928 (580 amino acids)
Cellular component (GO): nucleus
Molecular function (GO): histone methyltransferase activity; protein binding
Source: RefSeq, a predicted model, not a curated record